Colletotrichum orchidophilum is the source of this 3039-nucleotide messenger RNA. RefSeq lists its product as uncharacterized. The record is from RefSeq and is a predicted model, not a curated record. Lineage: Eukaryota; Fungi; Ascomycota; Sordariomycetes; Glomerellales; Glomerellaceae. Bases 1 to 3039 code for a protein of 1012 amino acids. Gene Ontology annotation, cellular component: TSC1-TSC2 complex. Gene Ontology annotation, biological process: regulation of cell cycle; negative regulation of TOR signaling. The transcript is spliced from 4 exons.
AUGGCGUCGUCAGCCGAACUCUCUAGGUCACUCAAGGACCUGUCCAAAGCUUUGACGUCCUUCUUUGCUUCGCCUUCCCUCCCGCUACCCGACCAUGUUGCCGAAGUCAUCGAUGCCUACCUGAACAAGCAUGAGAAAUACGAAGAUUCGAGCGCCGAAAGACUACAAGAUGACUUCCUCGGCAUCUGGGAUAAGCACGUCAAGGGUGCACCGUCCAAAUAUGCCGCAUUCAUCCACGUCUUUCGCCUUCUAGUGCCCGCGAUCCGCGCGCCGGCCCGUCUACUCAAAUGGUGGGACAUACUCAACGACCCGAUACUGGAGAACUUUACUCGGGAGAAAGGCUUGAUGGAAGAGUCUCACCAUGCCACGCUUGAGGUUCUAAUGCUGGACGCACCGAGAGAGGACGAUCCGAACGAAGAACGGGUUGUAAAUCCAUUCGCCACGAGGCUCUUGUUGUCGUGGUUGGAAAAAUACAACAAAACCCAGUCUGAGAAUGACUUGAUUGCGCAAUCCAGCGAGCGUGCGAUACGCCAGGCCUUGAUAACGUAUGGUAGGAGGAAGCCGAAGGAUUUCCUCUUCACGUUGGAUGCGUGCUUCGUGCGGAGUGAAUUCCGUGCGAGGGCCGCCAAUUUACUGUGCGAAUUUGUCCAGAGCCAACCACCACACCUACACCUGAUAUUGCAAACGCCGCUGUUCAAUAACCUACUGCGAUGCCUGCAACAGGACACGUCGGCUACUGCCAUUUCGAUGGCGAUCACCGCCCUCAUCAUGAUAUUGCCACAUAUGCCCAGUUCAUUGGUGCCACAUCUCCCAAAUUUGUUCAAUAUCUACGCGCGGUUACUGUUCUGGGACAGCGAACGGACGGGGAUUAUUGAGGCGACAUCAGUUGAAAGCGAGCAGAAAAGCCUCGCUUCGCCUUCAGGGUGGGAGACAUGCCAAUAUUCUCCCGAGGCCGACGAUAUCGAGGUCCCUCAUCUCGCUAAUUACUUUACCGUUCUCUAUGGCUUAUAUCCUAUCAAUUUCAUGGACUACAUUCGGAAGCCGCAGCGUUAUCUCCGACAUGCCAACGCGGUCAAUCCGGACGAGGUGGAAGUUCAACCAACAGAAAUAAGGUACAAGUCUGAGCGAUACAGGCAAAGCCAUCUUUUGCACCCCAACUUCUAUACUCUGACAAUCGAGUCUGAAAAGACUGAUUUCGGGCGAUGGAUGACGAGCGAACCAGCAGAAGUUGUGGCUGAGUGCAUGGCGCUGCGUUUCUCCCCAGAUACUUUAGCAGCUUUGGAACCGGACAGCAUGCAAUCGGCUGAGGGUGACGGCUCCCUUCUCAGCAAUGAAUCUGAUCAAGACGGUCUCGGGCCCGCCUUGCUCAGCGGAUCCAGCUUAGAACCUGGUGCCGAGAGCUGGAGAAGCAACCAAGAUGUGGAACAAAAUUCGACGACAAGCAGCCGUGUCCAUUCAAGCAGCCAACGCCAGAGCUCGCUUUCCAGUCAGCCUUCGCAAAGAAACUCCUUAGAAGCCCCCAAAGCAGAUCUCGUUGGGGAUAGUCCAACUUUGCCCCCUCAGCUUGUUCCGUCGUCCUCCCAUACUCAUUUACAGGACAUGAUCCAGUCGAACAAGGCUAUCAAAGCGGGACUCCAUCAAUCUUUAGCUAAUGACAGCGUUCCAUCACUCGCACUAAGCCAUCCAGACUCAGCAGCAGAGAAGACUACUGGCCACAUGCCUCCACCUAUGCCAGUAAUUUCUACACCGACGUCUACCACCGAUGGACAAUCUCAAGUUGCGCACCUGCAGAGGCAGAUUCUUCUACUCCACAAUGAUUUGAACUUCGAGCGGUACCUCAAGCAGCAACACAUGGCGCAUAUCGGCGAGUUGCGACGGAAACAGGUGCGGGAAGCUGCAAGUGAAGCUGAAACUCAGAAUCUUAUCUUGACGAACCGGACGCUGAGGAAACGUUUGGAAGAUUCGAAGAAGGCCGAGAGUCAAAUCAGGAAAGAGUCAGAGAAGAGCCGAACUUUGGCCAAAAAGUGGGAGUCUGACUUGUCUGCCAAGUUGCGGGCUCUUCGUGAAGAGUCGAGGAAGACAAAGACGGAGAUUCAGUCUCUCCAACAAGAAUUGCAAGGCGCACGAGAAGAGAGCGAGAAGCUGAAGAAGCUAGUAUGCGAUGCUGAGGUCAAGGAGCUCAACUCGAAGCAGACUAUGCAGUCUGUCGAGAUCAAUGCUGCCGAGAACGACCGCUUGAAGGCUGACGUGGAGCGACUUUCAAUCUCAGAAAGAGACCUACAAGCCAAGGAAGCAGAGAGACAGGCGGCAAUCACGUCUGCCGCAGAAGCGGAGAAUCGAGCCGAGAUCCUGGACUUGAAGCUUCAAGCGCGCGAGGAGGAACUCCAGAAGACCAAGAAACUUUUCCAGACCCAGAUUGGUGUGCUCAACUCGAAGCUCUUAGAGGCGCACGAAGGAAUCCAACGCAGGAGGAACGCCGAAACCAAGGCGGCGGUCGAGAGCGCGCUGGCGGUGAGUCGGGCGAAGCAGGCUGAGCUGCAGAAGCAGUAUACGAGUCUGAUGAGGAAAUACACGGUUCUGCAAUCGCAGCUAGAGGAGAAUCGGUUCUCGAUAGGAUCUUCGAAUUCUCAUGGCCGGGGCGAUUUUGUCUUCCGCAUGGAUGGUGACGGAGAAGGUUCAACACACUCGAGCAGUCCGGUCACGACGAGGGGUAGCCACUCGGGGAUCCAUAGGGUCUUGUCAGAGCACGACUUCCUCAACCCAACGUCGUACAAUGCGACGCCGCCCAUCAUGUCGAAGCCGUCGACACCGGUUCCCUCGAGCUCACAUCUCCCGCCCGUACCUUCCAGCCCGAUAGAGACGGACGAGGCCAUUAGCCCGACCACGGCAGAUCCGAGAUAUUUCGGCAGAGGUGGAGUACAGAACCGACGGAAAGAUGAGAAGGGAAAGAAGAAAGAGGAUGGUGGCAUUGGCAGUGGCGGUGGAGACAAGAAGGAGAAAAAGUCUGGAGUGAUAAGAGGUAUCCGUGGAUACAUGUGA